Molecule: messenger RNA, 1394 nt
Organism: Cucurbitaria berberidis CBS 394.84
Lineage: Eukaryota; Fungi; Ascomycota; Dothideomycetes; Pleosporales; Cucurbitariaceae
Exons: 1
Coding region: 241-1080 (279 amino acids)
Biological process (GO): phospholipid transport
Cellular component (GO): mitochondrial intermembrane space
Molecular function (GO): phosphatidic acid transfer activity
Source: RefSeq, a predicted model, not a curated record
CGUCACGCUGCCUAACUUCACUCCUUCCACCCCCCUUCAGCGACCCGAUUGCCUGUCGAAUUGUGAAGGAGUAUUUGCAUACACUUGACAAUGCCACUUCGUCACCUAAGAUAGUGAAACGCGCAUCACAGGUGGCUCAGAGCUCCUUACUUACACACCCUCGACUACAACGACCGAGCAACUCUAUAUCAGGCUGCAAAUCCUCGAACUCCAAUAUAUUAGAAGAGAGAAAGAGGAAACAUGGUCAAAUUCUAUUCGUCCAGCGAGACCUACGCGUACCCUUUCCCCGCGGUAACCCUCGCCUACUUCCUCCGCUACCCGAACCCCUACUCCACACAUGUGCUCUCCACCGACACCAUCUCGCGACACUACGACCCCGAAGCACAGCGCUUGACCACAAUCCGUCUACAUCUUAAGCGCUCAAAACUGCCCUCUGCUGUGCUUAAGCUUCUGCCUCGCUCGCUACUCGGUGCUUCGGCCAGCGGAGACACACAAUCUUACAUUCUCGAGAAGAGCGUUGUGGAUGUCAAGGAGGGAUGGAUGGACACCGAGUCACGGAAUCUGGAGUGGACGGGUGUGCUGUCGGUUGUUGAGCGACAGAUGUUCAAGCGUCCUGCACCGCCAGCGGUGCCGAACGAGGAAACCAUAUGGCAGGGCAUGGAAGGUGCAGCACGACGACACGGCUUUAUCAAUUUUGGUGGCAUGGGCGCUGGUGCCAAGGUCGAAGAUUCGGGCGAAACCACGGACGUGACGAGCUCGGUCACACUACAUAGUCACAUCGGCGAGGCGUGGAAGAAGAAGCGCGAGGCUGCCCGCGAGGGCGCGGUCGAAGAGGAACAGCCACAGAAGGUGGGUUUCUUGAGAAGCUGGGGUACAGCCGCUCUUCAGCGCAACAUCGAGAAGAUCGGCCUUACUCGUGCUCAGCGAAGCCAGCCGAAUGCGCGAGAGGGCAUGAAGGUGGUGCUGGAGCGCAUGCGAGAAGGCGGUCUCGUGGCUGUAUUGGACGGCAUGCGUCAAGACAGAGAAGCCAUUCUCGCCGGUCGUCCUCUAGCACUCCCACGUCGAGGGGACAACGAGUAAGACCCCAACAACUCCACAAGUGAUACUCGUGUUGCGCAUGGUGUUCUUGGGAAAAAUCUAAAAAAGACCUUUCAUGGUCACGGAACAAACGUUAUUUUAGCGACGGCGCAAUGGUUUCUCUCCCUACUUGGCCUCUUCCUCCACCACCCUUCGCUUCUACCAAUUGGCUGAGUCGGGUCCUGUUUACUACGGCUUAUUUUUCGCAUUCCUGCCUCGUUCACAAAGCAAUGAGUUUCAGUAGCAGGCGGUCUUUUGUAUUAUAACGACCUGUGUCGGCAUACCAUGUACGACCACGAAGUAAAAGCAAAUGAAAC